AAUUUGCACGCCAUACUUUUUAGACUAUGUAGAGUCUUCAGACUAUUAAAUGUGUAAGUAAAUGCGUUCUGCUCGACCAGUCCUGUAUCAUGAUUAUUUGGUUUGUUUCAGAACAUUUCAUCGAACAUACAAAACAGUCAUGAGCGUAUAAUUUGUAUUCAAAGGAUAUUUAACGCAGUUGCGUAACAACGAAAAUGUACCAAAUAUAGUUCAUGCGAGAGUUCUACAGUAGCAUUUUUCAGGACAUUCCCGUUUGCAUUAGUUUUGGGGAAUCAAGGAUUUUCGAGGAAUAAAGAAAUAAGAGUCAGAAGAUGUUAGCUAGACAGAACUGGAGUAAGAAUGUGGAGUUCCUGCUAGCUGCCAUUGGGUACUGUGUGGGACUGGGGAAUGUGUGGAGGUUUCCAUACCUAUGCUACAGCAGUGGAGGCGGUGCCUUUCUGGUGCCGUUUUUCCUGAUGUUGAUUCUGUGUGCCGUUCCCCUGCUGUAUAUGGAGUUGGCGGUGGGACAGUACACACAGAACGGACCUGUCGGGGCUCUAGCCAAGCUCUGUCCUCUCUUCAAAGGAGCUGGCCUGGCCACAGUUGUGAUAUCAUUCCUCUUCACGACUUACUACAAUGUCAUCAUCGCCUGGGCGUUUUACUACCUCUUCCAUUGCUUCCAGUCGGUUCUUCCAUGGACUGCCUGUGAUCACGACUGGAACUCUCCGAACUGUUGGGAUGGCACUGCCACUCAAAACUACACCAAUUCAACGACAAAUACCUCGUAUCUAGGGCCUGCAAUGAAGCCUAAUGGGACAAUUUCUCCUACAGAGGAUUUCUAUCAGAGUUACGUGCUGGAGAGGUCCAGUGGUAUCGAGGAGACAGGUCGGCUCAAGUGGGAGCUGGCCCUCAUACUGCUCAUGUGCUGGGUCAUCGUGUACUUCUGUAUAUGGAAGGGGCCAAAAUCUACAGGAAAGGUUGUGUAUUUUACCGCUACAUUUCCAUACGUCGUUCUUGUCGUCCUAUUGGUAAGGGGGGUAACUCUCCCUGGAUCUCUCAAUGGCAUUCUUUUCUUCAUCAGGCCAAAAUGGGAACUACUUCUGGAUCCAAAGGUGUGGGUAAAUGCCGCAGCCCAGAACUUCAAUUCAAUUGGUAUAGCAUUUGGGGGAAUCAUUACCAUGUCCAGUUAUAACAAGUUCAACAACAGAAUCAUAAAAGAUGUGUUAGUGAUAGCAGUAGUGGACGCCAUUACCUGUCUGCUGGCCGGGUUUGCUAUCUUCUCCAUUCUGGGAAAUCUGGCUGAAAACCAGGGCAAGGAUGUGGGUGAUGUCAUACAACAAGGUCCUGGACUAGUUUUUGUGAUUUAUCCCGAAGCCUUUACAACGAUGCCAGUCCCACAACUCUUUGCCGCCGUGUUCUUCUUUAUGUUGAUUAAUCUAGGAAUUGAUAGCCAGUUUGCAUCUACCGAGGUGAUUGUCACCACGAUCAACGACCACUUCCAUCCACAAGUCAAGAAAUACCUGAAGAGGAAGGAGGUACUGGUGGCAGUUGUCUGUGCUCUCUCCUUUCUGUGUGGAUUGCCAAAUGUUACUCAGGGUGGUUACUACUUUUUCUCUCUGAUUGAUCACUAUGCAGCAGCCGUCUCUCUCAUGUACUUGGCAUUCUUUGAAGUCAUUGCAAUCACAUGGUUUUAUGGUGCUCGUCGAUUGGGAAGAAAUAUCAAGGAGAUGAAUGGCAGCACUCCAAAUAUAUUUUUCAUUGUGUGCUGGUAUUUCAUAUCACCACUGUUCAUUUUUGGUAUAUGGUUGUUCAGCAUGAUAAGCUACCGUCCGUUCCAGUUGGAUGGUUAUGACUACCCAGUCUGGGCGACAGUACUAGGGUGGUUUAUCGCCGCUCUGUCCGUCCUGUGUGUACCCAUAGGAAUGGUACACUCCAUUUAUCAAGCAAAGGGGAAUAACUUGUGGCAGAAAUUGAAGAACUCCAUAGUGUCCCCACUAGAUGAUCCAAACGAGAUCUUCCAUCUUAAUCUUUACAAUGGAGGACCAGAAAAGAAAGAAAACUUUGAUGCUAUUUAAGUUGCACUCUUUCUGAGCAACCCUUUCAAGUGUGUCUAUAGAAUAUGUACCCGCGGGUAAUCAUAUCGAGUUAAUAUUAGACUAAGUCUUUUAGUAUUUCUACAAGAAAAUUUAUGAAGUUACUACUGGUAUUUUAUUUCUUUGUGAAAGAAAUGACUGUAUGUAUAUUACUGGUGGUUCGUGUUUUACCACUUUCCAUUCAUAUUCAGUGAAUAAUAUUAUAAUACAAGUUUAUGUACACAGAAUAUGUAUGUAAAGGUAUAUGAUGGACGGUAUGUAUGCUCUAGGUCUCAAAUUGAAAGUUUUAAUAUACACAUGUACAUGUAUAAUGGCAUUACAAAGCUCUAUACAUUAACCAAAAAUAAUGACAGAAAAAAAUGUUUUAUCAUGUUUAUGAUAGAUGUAUCAGGUGUCUUGAUAAUUCUUUUUUUACCAUCAUCAAUUAGACGAUGAAUGUAGAUCUAUGUAAUAUUUUUUGAAAAAUUACUGUAGAAUCUUUUGAUUUAACCUACACUUCUCACUUUUUGUAAGGUGUGUCCUAAAUUUUGACCAUUGAUAAUGCUCACACAGUUUAAAGAAGGUUUGUGCAAUGUUACUUGCUAUUAAAAUAGAUAAUAUUCAUUAUUGUUAUCUAAAACAUUAAGUCAUUGAUAUGUUCAGUAAUGUAAAUUACCUAAUAAUCCAGUAUUACUAGUUUAAUGGAAUAAAAAACCAAAAAAUAAGUCAUUACAAUCACAGAAUCCAUGCAAUGAGAUAUUGGGCAUUUAGAUCAAUGUAGUUACGAUAAUAGGUUUAUUUUUUUCCAUUUUUAAGGUUGUGUUGAAGUCUUGGAAAUUAUAAUUUUGAUAGAUAGUAGUUACAAUUUUGUCACUGUCAGUUCAGCAUUAAGAUAUUGGACAGAGAAUUAACUGUUGCAUGCAUCCGGUAUUUUUCUCAUUAGAUGUCAGAUAUUUGGUAGAAGAAACCUAGCGGCAAAGUGAGAAUUUGUUUGGAUCCAAGAGAGCCGAAUAUAGAUGCAGCCUUAGUCAGUAUUGUCUAUCAUGCAUGCAUAUUUGUAACCAGUUAACUGGUUACUGGGGAUUGUAAUGAUGGUAACUUGUUACAAAAUUAGUACCUGUAAUAUACAUUGAUAUACACUUUGGAAUGAUUUUAAUGAUAUGCAUGUAUUUAUUAAAUAUAAAUUAAUACACACUUUGGAAUGAUUUUAAUUAGAUUUUCAUUUUGUAAAAGUAUUUAGUGGGUGGUAGCAGUAUAUGUAAAAAAAAGUUUUAACUUCAUUGAUUUAGUAAGUCACUAUUCUGGUUUUAGAUUCCGUCAUUGUUAGUUUAUAUAUGAGAUUAUGAAUAAUUUGAAAAUAGGGCAAACUACAAGGAGGUUAUUAUGGUUGUGGUGCAAUUUAAAAAUCAUAUUGUAACAUAAGCAGACAAAAUCAGUAUUGUGUUUCAAGAACACUUCACCAUUUUUCUAGAUGUUUCUCUAGAUGCUUUAGUUUGUAAUUAAAGAUAUUAAACUUACAGAUAAAUAUGAUGCCUAAAUAUGUUUAUAUGUAUUUAGGUAUUCAAUAAAAACUUUUACUUAUUUGAGUGGAAGAGUUUAAAUUUCCUUUUUUUUUGGAUACAUGUGAAAUUGUACACUAGCUGGUAUUGCAUAUUGACAUAAACUAUUAUAUUUUAUUGAUAUCUUUAGAUGUCAAAUAGUUUUCAAGAUUAUUUUACAUUUUUUAUACACACAAGUACUGCACAUUCAUAAGUUGGUUCAUUAAAACGUGCAUAAUAUUGGUACAUGUAGUUUAUACACUUAAAAGGUAAGGAUGAUUUUGUUAGAAGAAAAGUUUGAUUUACUUUUUAGUAACUGAUUUCAUUUACAUGUAUUUUAAUCUCUUUUGUGGAUUUCAUGUAUUUGUUUAUACAUUCCACUGCAAUGCAGGGUUUUUAUUUAUUGUAAUUUUUUUGAAAGAAAUGGGCAGUACUGGGUAGAUUAAUGUUUUUAUAUUAUCAAUACCCUUGAUUUUAUAAUGAUGGCAUGAAUUGUGAGAAAACUUUUAAUAGAUUUUAUCUAGAUACCACAUGAAAAACAAUAUUUUUUUUGAACAUCAUAGAUAUCUAUAGUUAAUGAAUUUUAUAUUGAUACAAUGUAUACGUUUUAUUCAAAAUCAAUGUGGCGUGUGUGUGUAUUUUACAAAUGGUUUUGUAAUAUGAAUGUCUCCUUUAAUAUAAAAGCUCGAUCAGGUUAAUUCAGAUUACAAGUAUUAUCAAAUAUAUUUUGUAUUUGUAUGAAUUCCAACAAUCGAAAUAAAUAUUGACUGUACACAUUA
This is a messenger RNA of Magallana angulata, 4368 nucleotides long. Its product is annotated as sodium- and chloride-dependent GABA transporter ine-like. The record is from RefSeq and is a predicted model, not a curated record. The transcript is spliced from 14 exons. The coding region runs from base 312 to 2054 and encodes 580 amino acids. Gene Ontology annotation, biological process: sodium ion transmembrane transport. Lineage: Eukaryota; Metazoa; Mollusca; Bivalvia; Ostreida; Ostreidae. Gene Ontology annotation, cellular component: membrane.